Apis laboriosa (Himalayan honeybee) is the source of this 765-nucleotide messenger RNA. RefSeq names its product protein PBDC1. The record is from RefSeq and is a predicted model, not a curated record. Gene Ontology annotation, cellular component: cytoplasm. Lineage: Eukaryota; Metazoa; Arthropoda; Insecta; Hymenoptera; Apidae. The coding region runs from base 147 to 653 and encodes 168 amino acids. The transcript is spliced from 4 exons.
CAUUGCACGUGUAUUUUAAUCGCGUGACAUGUGCACUAUACGUUUGAUUUUUGAUCUUCAACAUUUAUAACGUUAUAUUAUUAUAAAUACUUUAAAUAAUAUUUGAUAAUUUAUCGAUAUUAAUUUACAUUUAAAAUACUGCAAUUAUGGCUCGUAUUGGGGAUGUUACUGCAGAUCAAUUGAUAGCUGGUACUAAUGUAUUGUCUAGACCUGCAGAAGAAUUUGAUAAUGAUCCUUCUGUUGAAGCAAUGUGGGCAAUGAAAGCUAUGGAACAUGCUGAAGUAUACUUUAAUAUAUUAUGCUCAGUUGAUCCGAAAUUUCUAAAACUGACACCUCAUGAUGAACAAAUAUAUAAAACUUUUCGUGAUGUUUUCCCUGAUCUCAAACUAGAUAAAAUAAAUGAAGAUGAAUUAAAGUCAUCCGAAGGGAAAAUAAAAUGGAGACCAUUCUGUGAACAAUUUAAAGGACUUGUUGAAGAUUACAGUUUUGGUACAUUAUUAAGAGCAGAUUGUGAAGGAGAUUAUUCAGAAGAAAAUAGUAUACUCACAACUAGAAUACAAUUUUAUGCUAUUGAACUUGCCAGAAAUAGAGAGGGAUUCAAUGAUGGUAUUAGGCAAAAAUAUAAACCAAAGCGGACUACAGAAAAAUCAUAAAUUAUGAUAAAUAUUAAUAUUCUAAUAAUUCUAUAUUAUAUAUUAUUUGAAUAGUGUAAUUUUUCAUCUACAAUUUUUUACAAUUUAUAAAAUCUUAUAAAAUGUUAUUUAU